Molecule: messenger RNA, 132 nt
Organism: Blumeria graminis f. sp. triticale
Lineage: Eukaryota; Fungi; Ascomycota; Leotiomycetes; Helotiales; Erysiphaceae
Source: the annotation of a GenBank genome assembly
AUGACGAGCUCCCAGACGAACCCAUAUAUGACCCGUUUGACGCGCCCAACCCAUCUGGUUCUUUUAGAGAGGCACUGGGAAGAAGUGUUGCUGCUGCAGAAAGCCGAGCGAAGGAAGCUGAAUCGUUGGUAG